AUGCCCCUUGCUGCAUAUCGUUGCACAAUGCGCAAACGCGGAUCUGGGUGAGAAGUAUGAUAGCGAGCUAGCUAUUCCUCCCCCAUCACACGGGCUCAACUCUAGCCAAUCUGUUACUGUGAACGUUGAAAACGUUUAUUUGUACCUGCCUAGCAACCUAGCUAGCUUGUUUCAAUGUAACUAUGAGCUAACGUUAGCUAGGUUGCAAGUUAGCGUGAAUUGCUGCAGUGGCAGUUUGCGAAGGAAGGAGCAGGUACUCGGCAGUCCAAGCCGCCAAACAUAAGUUACCUGUCUGACACUGACGAGUGAUGGAGGCCCCACCAGUCUCAGUGCUGCCCAUCACGGGGGGCACAAUUAACAUGAUGGAGUACCUGCUGCAAGGCAGCGUCUUGGACCAGGCCCUCGAAAGCCUAUUGCACCGCCUCCGGGGCCUUUGUGACAACAUGGAACCCGAGACAUUUGCCGACCAUGAGCUGGUCUACCUCCUGAAGGGCCAGCAGGGCAACCCGUUCCUGUUGCGAGCCCGCCGCUCCCUCUCCCACCCCACAGUGCCCUGGCACCUGCGCUACCUGGGUCAGCCGGAGGUGGGUGACAAGUCCCGCCACGCGCUGGUUCGCAACUGUGUGGAUGUGGCCGCCUCGCACAGCUUGCCCGACUUCCUCAAUGAAAUGGGCUUCCGCAUGGACCACGAGUUCAUAGCCAAGGGCCACAUUUUCCGCAAAGGUGUGCUCAAAGUGGUAGUUAGUAAACUGUCUCGCAUCCUGGUCCCCGGGAAUACAGAGAACACUGAGCCGCUGUCCCUCUCCUACCUGGUGGAGCUCAGUGUAUUGGCCCCUGCGGGCCAGGAUACCAUGUCAGAGGACAUGCGCAGCUUCGCUGAGCAGCUCAAGCCCCUGGUUCACCUGGAGAAGAUUGACCCCAAGAGACACAUGUAAGAAGGAGUGUUUUAUGAUGAGCCUCUGUUGGCUGUCAUGGACAAAGUGUAGUUUUUAUUAAAACAUUUUUUUUUUUUUUACAUGGGACUUAUUUUUGUAUGAUUCCUAUGAGAAAGCGCUUUCCCACAGUAUUUUGUCUCUGUAAAUGAACUCUAGAUCUCACAAUCUUGAUGCGUGUCUCGUACAUUUGGAGAAGGACCAUCUGUCAUUUGGAUGUUAGUGGUGUUUGACAAGGACUUCACAGGAGGUUUAUGACAUAGCCAACAUGGCUGAUGUGACAAAUGAGGCUUUGAAUGAGUCAAUAAAUAACAAUGUUUCUAUUCACAGUGCCGAACUCUUAGAAUAUACGUUUUGUGUAGUGCUUUGUUCUGAUUUUGAGAUGUUUUAAGAAAUGCACAGCGCUAUAGUGUUUAUAAAAAAAUGUUUUUCUCAACUCAA
Oncorhynchus mykiss (rainbow trout) is the source of this 1373-nucleotide messenger RNA. Its product is annotated as mediator of RNA polymerase II transcription subunit 18. Gene Ontology annotation, cellular component: core mediator complex; mediator complex. Gene Ontology annotation, biological process: regulation of transcription by RNA polymerase II; termination of RNA polymerase II transcription. Lineage: Eukaryota; Metazoa; Chordata; Actinopteri; Salmoniformes; Salmonidae. Gene Ontology annotation, molecular function: transcription coregulator activity. The record is from RefSeq and is a predicted model, not a curated record.